Molecule: messenger RNA, 8242 nt
Organism: Caenorhabditis auriculariae
Lineage: Eukaryota; Metazoa; Nematoda; Chromadorea; Rhabditida; Rhabditidae
Source: the annotation of a GenBank genome assembly
AUGAAAAAUGGUUUAUGGCCGGAGAUGAAGCCGCCGCCGCUCAUUCUAAAGGGGACACCGGUUGAGCUGGACAAAAAGUCGCUUACCAACAAUAAAAACUUGCCUGCCACGCCGCCAAACAUGCCUGGAGGGACGACAGGACCGAAGACGGUGGCUUGAGUCAUAAACUUUUUUUAACUCUCAGAAUUCAGAGACGACGCGAAAGCAUUGCGAUUCGGGCUCGCGAGUUUCUCUCCGCCGUGGUCAAAGGGAACAUGAUGGAAGUCUCACGGAAAAUUUCUCCUCAAGCUCUCAAGGUUCGAUGGCCAAUAAAAAAAAAUAAAUGCACGUUGAUUUCCGACAGGCUUUAACACACGUUCUCCGAGAUUUUCGAUUAACCGUUGGUACAAAAAUUUCAUCUUCGUUCCUGAGAGCUCUUCUUGCUAUCAUAGAUAGUGAACAACCUCUUGAACAUUUAGAACCAGGUUUUAUAAGGCUCCGCCCACUUUUAGGCUUACUGUAGAAAAAAACACCGUAAAAAAACCAAACUUUUUUUCCUAGUGGAGCAAAUUGGUCCAAACUAAUUUUAAAAACAAAAAUAUGUUCUCUUUUUGACCAUUUAUAGUUAUAGAGCUGACCCGGAAAAAAAUUUUUUUCUUUCAGAAGAAAAAAAUUCAAGUUUUUUUGAAAAAAAUGACGAUUUUUCGCAGUCUUUGAGUCAUAACUAGUACUAGAACCCCCGAAUGCCUGGAUUUUUUUAUUUUUUUCAAUCGACGCGUUAGGGUCUUGUGAGUAGAGGAAAAAAAUGCCUAGAAACUCUGAAUCCGGGUGAUCCAGUUGACCUCCAUCUCGAAGAACGCGGCCAACUUGAAAAAUCGCAAAAACCUUUGAAAAUUUCUAUUUUUUUGUGAAAGCCGGAUUCCGUCUUGUUUCUUAUUUUUUUGUUCAACAUAACACAGCCUGCUGCAAAAUUGCAGCUCAAAAAGUAGCGAGCUGGAACCCUUUGAAAAAAAGAUUUCUGACGUUUUUUUCUGAUUUUUUUCGUUUUUUUCGGCAUUUUUCAAACUUUUUCGCUCUAACUAGUACUAGAACCCCCGAAUGCCUGGAUUUUUAUUUCUUUAAUUGACGCAUUAGGGUCUUGUGAGUAGAGAAAAAAUGUCUAGAAUCUCUGAAUCCGGGUGAUCCAGUUGACCUCCAUCUCGGAGAACGCAGCCAACUUGAAAGUGACUAAAUUUUUAAAAAUCAGUUACUUUCUUGGGAGCAGGAUUUUCCCUCACUUCUUUUUGCCAAUCAGACACAAUUCACUCAACACAAAAUUGGCACAAAAAAUUAUGACUCUCAAGCAUGAGGAAAUUUUUUUUUUCCAAUUUUUCACUUUCUCGGAUUCAUUUUUUUUUCUGUCCUUUCCAAUUAUUGAGCUCUAAUGGAUUAGGAUACCAGGAAUGCUUUGAGUUUUUCCGUUGUACUGAUCCGUUACAUCUUCCCAAGCUCUUUAAAAAUAUUCCCAGGCUCUGUUUCCGGGUGAUCCAGUUGACCUCCAAGCAACCAAAGCGGUCGACCCCGAAUUCGAGCAAAAUUAAAAAAAUUUUCCAAAUCGUUUUUUUGCUUCCUAACCAGUAGUUCUCAUCAUCUGGAGGGUUUUCAGUGUAGUUUCCACCAAUUGCUAGCGUCAAUUUUUAUUUUUAGCUCAUUUUUAUUUUUGUCAGAAUUUUUUAAAAUUUUCGACGGGAGGCAGCCCCAGCAAUACCCCCCAAAACUUUUUGUCCAAAAUAAUUUGAUCAGCGUUUCAGUCCAGUUGAUAAUUCAGAAGGAAUGAAAUAAGAAAAAUUUUCGCCACAGGAAGAGGAGCAAGUCUCCUCUAGAUUCUUGCGAAAAAAAAAAUACAGAAAGCGAUAUAUUGAUCAUGCCUAUGGGCCGAGGGAAAAUGUUUGUCGAAAGUCUUGGUAAAUCGAGUGAAAUGAGAAGCCAUCUUCUUUUGGACAAAAAUUUUUGGUCCAUUUCCUCGAUGUCGAUGAAUUCCUCCUAGAAAAACUGGCAAAAACGAAUUUCUUCAAAAAGUUUCGAAUCCCGGUCAUAGACACCACAGUGCAAGGACGCUUUGAAGCUUCAUAACUCGAAAAGUAGAUCUAUUGCGUGAAAUUUUAUUCGUGUUCUGGAAAGAGGAAGUCUUAUAGUACCUUUCAGCAAAGUUUCAACAAAAGUUCAACCGGCCACCAAAAAAACACUCCCCUUGUCAGUAUUUUUUCAAAUUUUUUUGAUUCUUUUCGGUUGAAAUAGUUUUGUCUUUUUUUCUGUAUGAGAAAAUCUGUUCAAAAGACUUUCGACAAACAUUUUCCCGGCGAAAAUUUUUCUUAUUUCAUUCCUUCUGAAUUAUCAACUGGACUGAAACGCUGAUCAAAUUAUUUUGGACAAAAAGUUUUGGGGGGUACUGCUGGGGCUGCCUCCCGUCGAAAAUUUUAAAAAAUUCUGACAAAAAUAAAAAUGAGCUAAAAAUAAAAAUUGACGCUAGCAAUUGGUGGAAACUACACUGAAAACCCUCCAGAUGAUGAGAACUACUGGUUAGGAAGCAAAAAAACGAUUUGGAAAAAUUUUUUAAUUUUGCUCGAAUUCGGGGUCGACCGCUUUGGUUGCUUAGAUGUCAACUGGAUCACCCGGAAACAGAGCCUGGGAAUAUUUUUUUAAAAGAGCUUGGGAAGAUGUAACGGAUCAGUACAACGGAAAAAAACUCAAAGCAUUCCUGGUAUCCUAAUCCAUUAGAGCUCAAUAAUUGGAAAGGACAGAAAAAAAUGAAUCCGAGAAAGUGAAAAAAAUUGGAUUUCCUCAUGCUUGAGAGUCAUAAUUUUUUUGUGCCAAUUUUUGUGUUGAGUGAAUUGUGUCUGAUUGGCAAAAAGAAGUGAGGGAAAAUCCUGCUCCCAAGAAAGUAACUGAUUUUUAAAAAUUUAGUCACUUUCAAGUUGGCUGCGUUCUCCGAGAUGGAGGUCAACUGGAUCACCCGGAUUCAGAGAUUCUAGACAUUUUUUCUCUACUCACAAGACCCUAAUGCGUCAAUUAAAGAAAUAAAAAUCCAGGCAUUCGGGGGUUCUAGUACUAGUUAGCGCGAAAAGUUUGAAAAUGCCGAAAAAACGAAAAAUCAGAAAAACGUCAGAAAUCUUUUUUCAAAGGGUUCCAGCUCGCUACUUUUGAGCUGCAAUUUUGCAGCAGGCUGUGUUAUGUUGAACAAAAAUAAGAAACAAGACGGAAUCCGGCUUUCACAAAAAAUAGAAAUUUUCAAAGGUUUUGCGAUUUUCAAGUUGGCCGCGUUCUUCGAGAUGGAGGUCAACUGGAUCACCCGGAUUCAGAGUUUCUAGGCAUUUUUCCUCUACUCACAAGACCCUAACGCGUCGAUUGAAAAAAUAAAAAUCCAGGCAUUCGGGGGUUCUAGUACUAGUUAUGACUCAAAGACUGCGAAAAACGUCAUUUUUCAAAAAGCUUGAAUUUUUUUCUUCUGAAAGAAAAAUUUUUCCGGGUCAGCUCUAUAACUAUAAAUGGUCAAAAGAGAACAUAUUUUGUUUUAAAAUUAGUUUGGACCAAUUUGCUCCACUAGGAAAAAAGUUUGGUUUUUACGGUGUUUUUUCUACAGUAAGCCUAAAAGUGGGCGGAGCCUUAUAAAACCUGGUUCUAAAUGUUCAAGAGGUUGUUCACUAUCUAUGAUAGCAAGAAGAGCUCUCAGGAACAAAGAUGAAAUUUUUGUACCAAACUUUUUCGCAUUUGUUCGAUUUUCUGGGAGAAUGCGUGUUAAACAUUUGAAACCUUCUUCCGUAAAGCGGAGAAAAAGAAUUGUGGAUUCUAGGAAAUAUUGCUUCAGAUAGCCCAUCCGGUUACUGGAAGCGUGGCUUUACACCUUGCAGUUCUGAACGGACACAUGAAGAUAGUGGAGAUUAUCCUUUCCUACAGCGUGGCCACAAUCGACGCCAAAGACAACGUACUUUCUGUCUUUUUUUUCCCCAAAAAAAGUCAUUUAUGAAUUCAGGAAGGCAGAACGCCUUUGCACUACGCGGCCGCCCUGCUUGGUCUUCAUGGCGAUCCUGCCAUGUACUACUACCUAAUGGAAAAAGGCGCCAAAGACACUAUCCUCGGUUUUCAUUCAAUUAUUUUUACAGUUUUCUGGUCAUACGGCUGUGGUUUCUAAAUUUGGAAUUUUUCGCCAAUAAUUAGGAAAAAAAUUGGAAUAGUGGUGGUUACAAACAAUGAAAAAAACUUCACGAGAAUGAAUCUCGGGCAAACUGAAAAGCUCCUCAAAAGCUUUUCUCAAAAAAAGGCCUUGAAAGGGUCCACAGCAGAUCUUUUUUACAUCAUUUCAAUUCUUUUUUGCAUCUUUUUCAUAUCCUCUGACAAAAAGGAUGCUGGAAAGCAACUAAAAAGAUCCGAGAGGUUUCAAAAAGGAUCCUCUGAGGCUAUGAAAAAGGUGCUCAAAAGCUUUUUUACAUCAUUUUAGGAGCUUUUAGAGGAAGCUUUUUAUCUCCCUCCUAGGAUCUUUUAAGGAUCCUCAAAGGAACUUUUCAGUUUUACCUAUGAUACCGGACGAAAAUGCGAAAAAAAAAAGUAAAAUGUUUUUUAAACGAAUCCUAUUUUGGUAAACUUAACUCUUUUUGGAAUUGGUAACUUUUCUGCGUGUAACUACACAAAAAUCCGACGAUAUUCCAGUUUAAGCUUUAGGAACGAAAAACUCCGACCUCGGUAACGGGAAUCGGACGCGCCACGAUCGUAUAAUUGAGCCUUUUUAGUGGACACUUAAAGGCGCCUGGGCAUAUUGGCAGUAAAAACAGAAUUUGAGGGGAAGCAGUAUUGUGCACAGCUUUUUCAUUGUUAAUCGAACGGUCUACUUAAUAAACCAAAGAUAUAGUAAUAUUAUUAAUUAUGAAGAAAAACGUAAUUGUAUUUUUCCGACUUUUAAUUUUUUUUUUUAAUAUUCGUUUAAAUGACGAAAAAAACUUGUGACAUAGAAAUGAUUGAAAUUUGAAAGAAACGAAGGAAAAAGCGAAAAUCCGAAAAAUGGCGAAGCGUGCUGUCGACAGCGCCAUUUUUCGGAUUUUUGUCCAUAGAGCACCUUCUUUGCCGAAUGCUUUUUUCGCGGGAAAUUGAAACUUUUUUCUCUCCGACGUUGAAUUAUUAUUUCUCCAAAACUAGGAAUUUUUGUACGUUUCCAAGUUCAAAGUUCGACACGCGAUCAAGAGCUUUACAAAAUGGCAUACUUGUCUCAAACCCUUUUUCUUACUGCCCAUAUACCUUUAGGAAGACUGACGCAUCAGAAAAAAAAGUUAAGUCGGAAUUUGUUAACGCGAAACGGACGCGAAUCGGACGUGCCGAGGCAUUUCUAGUGACCACUUUAGUUGCGUCGGCACUCUUGAGUGAUGCCUGAAAUUGCUCAGAACAGAAAUGUCCGUUUCGAGUUAUUUAUACGAAUUUCGGAGACCUCUGACAUGGGGCGCCCACGCAUAUUCAAGGCGGCCGGUCGUAUUACGGUAGUUAAGCUAGGUUUUUCGGGAAUAAAAUAAAAACUUGUUUACUUUUUGUGACGUAACUUAUCUUGUAACUUCGAGAAAUAGGUCCUUAACAAAUUGCAAAAAAGAAAAAAAGUUUUAAAAAUUUCCUGGCUCCGAAACUGACGGCGCAAUAUUGACCAGCCACCGGCCGCCGUAGCACUGUCUUAAACAUGCGUGCGCCUAAAGAUCGCGAUGGCCACAACUCUUACUGUGACCUACACUAUUUCGUAGUUUUCUGGCAGCUAGCUCAUUUUUAUUUUCAUUUUGCAAAGAAGUCCGCGCACCUUUGAGUCGGUCGAAGCUUAAAAAUUUCUAAAUUUCAAUAUUCAGUCAUCAGUUUCGAAUAAUUCUAACGAGUUUUCCGUUAGAUGCCGAGGGGUUCACAGCGCAGGAUGUACGUCAAAAUCCAAGUCUCGUUUCAUUGGACCGAGUUCGAUAUCAGAAUGUGUGUGAGUUGUUUAUCGUUUUUAGUCUGACAUGGUAAGAAAAGCGCCCAUCUUUGAAAUAAGAUCUAAGUGCGGAGCAACAUGAAUUAUUUGAGAUCCGCUGGCCGUAGACGCCGAGUGGGACUCGCUGUUUGCAUCGCACUCCGAGGACGAACUUGCCAAGAUGGUCCGGAACGGAGUCCUCGACCUCGCUCAUGCUCCGCCGCUGCCGCUCCACCUGGAAGUCUUCAGUCGGCUGACACAGCUCCAGGCAGUUCCUUAGAGCUCCUCUGACAAAUUUAUCCAUUUAGGCCCAAGUUUUGGGAGUCUGGGAAGCGGUAUCGGCGGAGGACGAUCGCACUUUGAAGCAAUUAGUCUGCGAUAAGUCCAUGGCCUUGUGUCGGGAUUCUGACGGUCGGACUCCUCUACACAACGCCUACAGGUUUUUUGUUCUUCGAACUUGGUUAGACUCUGUUAACACGGGUUGAGAUAGUUUAGUCUGCCAGGUUAUUUCAACUUGUUAACGAGGUGAAUGAGAAUAACUAAAUAAAAAAAACAAUUCUCCCAAAGGUUCCCUGGAAAAACUAGAAGUAUUUAGUUACAAAACUCAAGAGCCGUGAGAAUAUGUGUCAAAAUACUAGAUCCAUCGCGUUUUCCAGAAGAGGGCACCAGCCAUCCAUUGAAUAUCUUUUACAUUUAGCCCCAGAAGCCGCGAAGAUUCGAGACAAGGUUUGUCAAAGCAGAAGUACUUUUUCGAAAUUAAAAAUUCUUUUUUGAAAUUCACAUCAAUUUGUAAAACAAUAUCACAAUUUCAACAUUUAAAAGAGUAGGGAAAGUUUUUUCAUUAAGCUGGUUGUUCAAUGGCCUUUUCUUUUACCAAAACAAAAAAAAAUCUAUAGAACCAAACAAAAAUCUGAUGGCUAUUAUAUUGUGACGACCUGAAAAUUGGAAGAUUUUUGCUGUUUUGACUACUGUUUUAAGAUAAGGGAAAAUUUAAAAAAAUAACUGUCAACAUAGGCGAAUCAAGAAAGGGUAUCGCGAGUUUCUCUGAGGUAUAUCGCAGGCUCUGAAGUCUCACGAUGGUACCUCGAGUAUACCUCUGAGGACUUUGAUCAAAAUGAGAUAAACUUGAGAGAGAAUCUCACGUACCUCCGAGAUGGCUCAGAUAUAGCCAAAAGGUAUGCCGGAGGUCUCACGAUCCAUUCUGAGAGGUAUUUUUGUGGACACAUUAUGGUACCUUCUUGAUUCGCCUGUGAAGAUCGGAUGACUUUGAUUCACAAAAUCAUCCAAAUCAAAGUUCUUAAAAAUAUUUCAUAUUCUAUAUCCUAAUCUUAUAAAUAUCUAUUGAAUCUCGUCCUUCGUUCCCAUUACCUUGAAUCUGUCUAGAAGGGACGGUUACCUGUCGACUACUCGUAUUCGGCUCCGCUACUCGCCGCCCAUGUGCCGAACCUAGCCAACAGACGAGUUUGUUUCAAACAUCGCGUUCCAUAAUUGGAGACGCACCCUGAUUUUUGCCUUUUUUUUGUUCAAACUCAUAACCUUUAUUCAAAUAACUUCUCCUCGUGAGAUACCUCCUUAUUAUCAUCAAAAAAAAAAUUGCGUAAUAUUUGGCACAUUUGAUUUUUUUUUUUCUAGGAAAAAUUUCUGAUUCCGAACGGGCAGUUUUUCACUUUUUUCAAAACUGAAUUUCCAGCCGUCUCGUACUAAAAUUUUACAUCAUGAACGUUUCCACGUAGUCAGCAAAACAAAUGAAGAAACUCCACGGUAAUGCAAAUUUUUCGAUGUUUUUUUAAUUUGGGAAAAAUUCAGUGGAGCAAUCGCUCUCACUUCAAUAGAAGCUUCCUCUCCAGAAGGCAUAGAACCAUCUGUUUUAGAACGUAUACAAGGAAUAAACAUAAACGAGAGAGAUUUCUCGGUGAGGUUUUCCGUCUUUUCUUGAAAAUAAAACUGGCCGUUUGAGGUAUUGGAAGAAAUACAGAUGGAAGGAAAAGCUGACCAAAUUUGGCGCGUGGUUAAGAAAAAUAUUGGAAACAGUGAACUUGCUCGUCAUGUUAACGAGUUCCGUCAAAUACAGGUUUUUUUUAAAAUUUAAGCUUCUAUUUUCGAGAGAUGAAAAAUUAUGGGCACAAGAAAAGUUUGUUGUUCUAAAAAAUAUAAAUGAAUGAAUAGCACUUACAGAUGAGACUCAACUCGGCGAUUGACGCCAUCGAAAAAAACGACGACGUUCGUCUGCGACAGCUCGCCGAUGAUGACGUCAUGAACACUCGCGACACCCGCGGAAAGUCGAAUCCAGCGAUUUUCGCACUAACCUCAUAA